Phymastichus coffea is the source of this 1717-nucleotide messenger RNA. RefSeq names its product golgin subfamily A member 6-like protein 22. The record is from RefSeq and is a predicted model, not a curated record. Lineage: Eukaryota; Metazoa; Arthropoda; Insecta; Hymenoptera; Eulophidae. The transcript has 10 exons. Bases 465 to 1601 code for a protein of 378 amino acids.
AAGCAAGCUGAUUCGCCUGCAGUUUCGAGGCAGAGUCUCGCUGCCAAGCGUCCAGGAGGAUGCUGCAAGAUCAGCGCAGACCGACUGCCGGCUUGGCGUGGUCAAACGUACAAGCAGGGAAAUCGAAUCGAAGCUGACACGGUAAAAGUGACAACGGGACCAGCGCAAGUCCCCCUUUGUGACGCAAGCAGGAAAAUGGACAGGCGCGAUUAGCGAAGCUCGGAGCGUCCCUUUCUCCUGCGUUGGACUAGAGAGGGUGGACCGUCCCUCUCACCGCGACCAAGCGAAGCGAAGGAAACAAUUACGUGAGCGUUGAGGAGAGGAGCCACAGAUAGAAGAGAGACAGAGAGAGAGAGAGAGAGAGAGAGAGGCAGAGGCGGCUACACGUGAAUUCGCCACAAGUCUUUACGCUCAGGACCGUGCCGUCGACGUUCGAUCGAGGAGGAGCAACCCGUCGCAGGACCAUGCGCACCUCGAGCCUGAUUGUAUUUGGGUGCCUGUUGGCCGUCUCGCUCGCCCGGGCGGAUCCAAUAAGGACAAAGAAAGAGGCACCGCAGCAGAGCUAUGGACUGCCGCCGUCGUCGUCGUACGGCGUGCCCGACAGCUCGUAUGGGCGGCCGUCGGUCAGCUUUGGUAAUAGCGGCGACGCCGGCUUGCAGCCGCCCGCACCCUCCGACUCCUACGGCGCGCCCGUGCCUCAGGCCUCGUACGGGCCCCCGGCCCCACAGUACGGGCCGCCUGCCGCAGAGCCGGCCCCGCAGUACGGGCCGCCCGUCGCAGAGCCGGCCCCGCAGUACGGACCACCCGCCAAGCCCGCGGGCUCCUGGCAGAAGAAGCCCACGUGGAAGGAGUCCUGGGAGAAGGUGUGGAAGACCGAGAAGAAGAUGACCUGGAAGCAGGAGUGGAAGAAGGUGCAGGUGCCCACCUGGAAGGAAGUCCAAGUGAAGAAGUGGAAGGAAGUGCCCGUAGCCGUGUGGAAGAAGGUGCAGAAACCGGUUUGGAAGGAAGUGGCCACCCCCUCGUGGGAGAAGGUGCAGUCGCCCGCGUGGAAGAAGAUCUGGAAGCCGGUGUGGAAGGAGCAGAAGAAGCCCGCGUGGAAGGAGGUGCAGGUCGCCGACUGGAAAAAGGUGUGGACUCCCGAGUGGGUGAAGAUCGGCAUCCCAGGAGAGAAGCACCUCGGAACCGACGCCAACGGUUGGCAAUACACCAGCCACGACCUUUGGAAGAAGAAGCUGGUCUGGAAGCCUGUGUGGAAGAAGGUGUGGAGAACCGAGAAGAAGGAAGUUUGGCAGGUGGAGAAGAAGCUCGACUGGGUGCCAGUGUGGAAGCAGGAAUGGAAAACCGAGAAGAAGCAAGUAUGGAAGACCGAAAAGAAGCUCGUAUGGAAGGAGGAAAGCGUUCAGGCAUGGGAGAACCACAAGAAGGAAGUGUGGGUGACCGAAAAGAAGGAAGUUUUGAAAGACGAGUGGAAGAGCAGGUGGGUGCCCGCGUGGAAGGAGGUGAAAGUACCUACGUGGAAAAAGGUAUGGAAGCCGGUCUGGGAGAACGUCUGGGUGCCGGAGCAUCCUCAACAGAAUCAAGACGAGGGAUACAAGUAUUAAAGGCGCCAAGGUGCAUGCCCAUCAGUAUACAUAGCACAGCGCGCCCAGUCAACAAUUCACGCCGAUUAAGUCUCGAAGCGCGUCGCAUCUGUAGCGCAUUCAGUGCGCCUGUCGGC